Molecule: messenger RNA, 1701 nt
Organism: Clupea harengus (Atlantic herring)
Lineage: Eukaryota; Metazoa; Chordata; Actinopteri; Clupeiformes; Clupeidae
Gene: spsb3b
Product: splA/ryanodine receptor domain and SOCS box containing 3b
Biological process (GO): proteasome-mediated ubiquitin-dependent protein catabolic process
Cellular component (GO): SCF ubiquitin ligase complex
Molecular function (GO): protein binding
Source: RefSeq, a predicted model, not a curated record
UUAUCUUGUACACCUGUGAAGGUUGGCCUGCCAGCCAGCGUGGUGAUGUGUGUGUGUGUGUGGCAGCCGGAGGUGUAUCAGUUGCAGCCUGACAGCUUGAAUGGCCUAAUCUCUGCUGCUGUCGCAAUCAUUCUGAGAAGUUCCUGCAGCCAGGCACAGAAGGAGUAAGGGUCACCAUCUGUGUGAAGAAGACAGAUGUCUCAUUGAAUUGGGGAUUAGCUGCUCAGAGAUGCAUCUGGAGCGGAAUCACGCCUGAGGCCACACCCCUUAUGAUGUCCUGCCAAUCAGCAAACUGGAUUAUGACGGAAUCAGAGACUUACGAACCGGAUUCAGACUCUGAGUACCAGGCAGUGUCUCUACCAAUUUCUGCGGUGAUGCCCCUUGUGGUGCCGGUCACUGGGGAGUCGUUUUGCCAAUGCCCCACUCAGACUGAGGUGACCUAUGACCCCUCCUCUGGGGCCCCCAUCCUGGACUGUGUGUGUGGAGAAGAAGAUCAAACUUGUGACUGGGUGUGGGAUGACACUUGCAAGUCAUCCUCCACAUACCUGAGCUGUUCCAACCGGAAAGUGAGUUUCCACUCGGAGUACAGCUGUGGAACCGCCGCCAUCCGCGGAACCAAAGAACUCGCAGAUGGACAGCACUUCUGGGAAAUCAAGAUGAUGUCACCAGUCUAUGGAACUGAUAUGAUGGUUGGUGUGGGGACAUCAGAGGUGAAUCUUGACCAGUUCAGGAACAGCUUCUCCAGUCUGCUGGGCAUUGAUGGAGACAGUUGGGGUCUUUCGUACACAGGUGUCCUGCACCAUAAGGGAUCUAAGAUGAGAUUCUCCCCACGCUUCGGUCAGGGUUCUAUUAUUGGCGUUCACCUGGACAGCUGGCUCGGAACUCUGACCUUUUACAAGAACCGCAGAUGCAUUGGUGUGGCAGCACAUCAGCUGCAGAACAGGCGUCUCUACCCGAUGGUCUGCUCCACAGCGGCCAAAAGCAGCAUGAAGGUGAUCCGCUCGUGUUCGGUGCCCACCUCGCUGCAGUACCUGUGCUGUGCCCGCCUGAGCCAGCUCAUGCCGCCCUCCGCCGACACCCUGGGCGUGCUGCCGCUGCCCCCAGGCCUGCGCAAGCUGCUUCGCUCUCAGCUGGGCUGGGUUCUCAGCCUGAACAGCUCCGGCUGCGGCAGCGACUCAGACGACGAGCAGCUGGAAGACGGCGACUGCUGCUCCAGCUCGGACUCUUACGGCGAGAGCCCGGGUCCCAGGGUGGACCUGCUCCUCCCGCUGGCCGCCUCUGAGGCCGGCUCCAAGGCCGUGGACCCGCUGCUGUGCCCCUCCUGCCUCCCCUCCUACCCCAUGGUGCCCGACUACAGCAGCGCCCAAGCUGAAGCCACCACGUCCGACAGCGACUCUGACAGCUGUGCCUCCGACCACGAGACAUGCCAGAGGAAGCGCUGCAGGUGGACGUGAGGCACCCAGUCCCACACAGAAUCUACACAUACCUCUUCCUGUCCCAUGCAAACUCCUCCCUUCAAACGUCUGCCACAUCCCCCUCAGCCUUCACCUGACUCCCUCUCUCUUGCCAGCCAUUCAUUAUUUGGAGCAUGCAAGUAGCUUCUGAUUGAACAGACUGACUUUGAUGAUUGUAGUCAUUUCUAAAUGACCCUUUUUCAGUGUUGUUUGAUUAUUUUAAACCUCUGAAAGAGGGAGAUUCUGA